Molecule: messenger RNA, 3779 nt
Organism: Austrofundulus limnaeus
Lineage: Eukaryota; Metazoa; Chordata; Actinopteri; Cyprinodontiformes; Rivulidae
Gene: raver1
Product: ribonucleoprotein, PTB-binding 1
Exons: 15
Coding region: 26-2275 (749 amino acids)
Cellular component (GO): nucleus
Molecular function (GO): mRNA binding
Source: RefSeq, a predicted model, not a curated record
GAUGAAACUUCCACCAAACUGAGUGAUGGCCGCCGUCGUGUCUGUAAGCACCGCUGGCAGAGAUGAGAACACAGACACCGGGCCCGGCUUCGCCUCCCGUCCGCUUAACGGAAGUUAUGACCUCGCUGCGGAACAAGAAGAGUGGGCGGCUGGAGGUCGCGGGUUCUCCGAACUUUCCUCCGGCGGGGAAGAAGAYGAGACGGCCGGACGCGAGUGUCAGCGAAGGGUCGACGAGGACGUGAUAUCACUCAGCCCUGAAGAGAUUGAGAGCCGACUGGACAGAACACGCCGGGAGUUUUACAACCGCAGGAAAAUAAUAAUAAAAAGUUUACCUUCUGACGUUAGUAAUCAGGAGGUCCAUGAGCUGUUGGGAAGCUACGACUUGAAGUACUGCUUUGUUGACAAAUACAAGGGCACAGCGUUUGUGACCCUUCUCAACGGGGAGCAGGCCCAGCGCGCCAUCAAAGAGUUCCACCAGUACGUCCUCCGGGACCGGGAGAUUUCCGUGCAGCUGCAGCCGACCGACGCGCUGCUGUGCAUCGCCAACUUGCCCCGAGCCUUCAGCCAGCAGCAGUUCGAGGAGCUGGUGCGGCCCUUCGGCAACCUCGAGCGCUGCUUCCUGGUCUACAGCUCGUCCACGGGGCGUUCCAAAGGCUACGGCUUCGUGGAGUACAUGAAGAAGGACUCGGCGGCCAGGGCCAAGUCCGAGCUGCUGGGGAAGCAGCUCGGUUCUCGCAUGCUGUACGUCCACUGGACCGAGGUGGGCUCGCUCACGUACCCGCUGCUGCACUCCAGGUGUCUGUGUGUGGACCGCCUGCCCGCGAGCCUCCUGACCGCUCAGGAUCUCCGCCAUUCCCUGUCCGACACUCACAUGCCUGUCUUCUGUCAGCUGGCUCAGGGACAAGAUGGAAGUUUCCGGCGUUUCGCCGUGUUGGAGUUUUCCACUGCAGAGAUGGCUGAGGAGGCACAGCGCCUCGCAGAUGGCAGGCUGCUGGGCGGGACACACAUCAGGGUGUCCUUCUGUGCCCCCGGCCCUCCUGGAAGAAGCAUGUUGGCUGCUCUGAUCGCUGCACAAACCAUGGCUUUAAACAGAGGCAAAGGUCUCCUCCCUGAUCCCACAGCCCUGCAGAUACUCACAGGCUUUAAUAACUCUGCCACCCUCAAGAUGCUGCUCAACCCUCUGUCACAGGGACACAAGCAAGGCCUCCUGGGAGCAGCCCCUGCAAUGCCGCUGCUAGCCAACCCYGCUCUCUCAGCUGCCCUGCUGCAGGUGCUCCUACAGAACCAGGCCAAAGCCCAGCAGCAAGCUUUUCUGGGGAAUCAGCUUCUUUGGGCUCAGGUGCUGCACAGUAAAGAAAACCCUCUUUUCCCUUGUGCAGGACUCAUCGGGGACAAUCCUCUGGCUGCUCUGCCCAUCCAGCAGGGAGUCCAUCUGCUGGGAGAUGUCCCUCAAGGUCUCCAGUCAGAUCCUCUGGCCCCCUUAAAGCCACUGUCACUUGGCAGGGCCCUGUCACGAGAGCAGGAAUCUCCCACAUCAGUGUGCAGCUACCCCCAGACUUCUCCCCCCACACUACCAGGCGUUUCCUUUCCCCUGAUGGGAGGCAUGAUGGGGGCAGACAUGCUCGCAGCACAAGGGGUACUGAGUGAACUCUCAAAAGAUGUGAACCUUCCCCAGAGCGCCUUCCUCAAUGCCAACAAUACGUUUUCCUCGGGAGCAAGCUGCAGACCUCACCCCUACAGGAAAAGGCCAACAUUAAGUAAUUUGUCCAACCAGUACACCCAUCAAAACAUGCAGCAGAAUUUUAAUCUGCGCUACCAGGACUCUUACAGCCCUGAAUAUCCUCCUCUACACCAGGAUGCCCUGGCCCACUUGUACGAACAGCAGGAGAACGUUGAUAGUGGCGUCUCGGCAGGAUUCAGUCAGCAGCUCCCUCAUCACCUCGGCUACAGCGAGCGGUUUUCCAGCUACUCUUACCCCUGCAGCCCGCCCCCCUCCUCGUUCUUCAGCUCAGGGUCUGAGGUUUCCRGUGACGGCAGCCUCCCCACCGCCCACCUCAACAGGGCUGUGGGAAUGCCUCCAGGAAGCCACCCUGACAGCUGCUCCUCAGGCCUGGGGAAUAUCAUGAAGACACCGAUCGGAAGCCACAAACGCGUCUUCUCCCGCCUGAUCCCAUCUCCAGAGCCGAGCCCCGAGGGGGGCUACGUGGGCCAGCACUCCCAAGGCCUGGGUGGUCACUACGCAGACUCCUACCUGAAGCGUAAGCGUAUAUUCUGAAACUAGGCGAACGUGGCUCUUGCUGUCGGAUUAGCCGAGGACACAGCGGCGUCUUUUCCAAAGGACUCAGUAGCCUAGUUGUCCUUGGGUGACCCCUAGAGGGCAGCGGAUAGCUGUUUGAAAAGCUGUCACUCAAUGAAAUCUAGUGUUUUAUUUCUUUUCCUCUGUUGUAUUUACUGUUUUUUUUGUAAAUCUGCUGUUUUAGUUUGCCUUUGAGUUGUAAUUUCUUGUUCAACUUGUACAAAGAGAAAAAAAGGUUAAAUAAGUUUUUUUUAAUUAUUCCUAUGUUGAGUGAUGUGACAGUUUUGCCAGUUUACAGUGCUCCUUUUUAUUUUAUUUUAUUUUUAUAAUAGUUGGCAUUUUUUAAAUGUCAUCCUGUCCUCAGUUUCAAAGGGACGUACAGAAUAUUAUUAGAAGCUUUAAGUCAAGGGUUUACUUUUUUAAAUGGCCCUCUUUAAUUUUAUGUAAAAAGUUCAAAAGUUCAAGAUGUUCUAUGUUUUUCUCCUCCCCUCCACAGAAUUGUCUUAUUUUCUUUAGAACUGGAUUGUGAAACCUCCACAUUGCUUAACACGCAGCUUUCCAUCCACCAAUGCUAUUUGUGCCUGAUGGUGUGUUUUAUGAAAUGAAGCUUCACCUUUCUGGGAUGUUUUUUUUUUUUUUAACCCUUUUUCCACGUCGUUCGUCUUUUCGAUCCUCACCCUCCAAACCUCAUUUUCACAACGUCUGUUCUCUCUGCACCGGUUGUCCAGUGGCUGGUCACAACUUGUUCUCACGUGUAAAAGAUGCCAUUUCAACUUUGCUUUCACUCAUUUGUCCCACUUUUCUUGUGUGUGAAUUUAGUGUUUUUCAGUGUCUGAAAACAUCACUACCUUGUUGGUUGAGCUGGAUGAUGGGGUCAGUGGGUGUGAGCGUUCUGCCACCUGCUGAGCAGAAAAUGCAGAAGCGUAUUGCAACUUCUCAUCUGUCUAAUAAUAAYGAAAGCUCGAGGCAGAUGAUUGGUYGUGUCCUUAACAUUUUUUAAAACUUAAUUUCUAUAAUUAUCUGGUUGACAGUUUGAUUGUUUAAAACUUAUUACCUCUGACUUCUGCUCAAGAAGCAGCUACACUUGAACCUGAACAAUAUUCUUAUUUUAUCUUUUUUUUUUUCCUGUGGCGAUCAUCCUGCCCUGUGUUGGCCUCCAUCUUUUAUUUCCGUGUUAAUUUGCUGUGUAAAUAGUUAGUUUGCUCACUUUUCGAGUCCAAGCCUUUUCUUUUGUGGUCGGGUGUUUUAAAUGAUAUUUGCUGCUCUCUUCUUUUUUGUGUGCGUUUUGUUGUAUUCCAGUGAAGUGUUUCAGAGUGGCGCCACGGCGGACCCUUMAUGUUGAGUAUGGACCCAGAGAUUACAGCUGUACUGUGUGUUCAUCAUUCAGUUUGAUUGGAUUUCAACUGCUGUCCUCUGAUCUGUACCAUCAUGACUUGUCUCAGUUUUUGUGUGAUGUGUGCAAGUAAAUGUUAUUUAAACUAGU